UUUGUCCUAUCUGUUUCUUAAGCCUUUCCCUUCUCUCGGACUCUCUCCUCCCUGCUCUUCCUUCCCUGGCGGCGCCGCCUGGGCGAGCGGUGGCGCCAUUUUUUCACGUCUUCGCCCAGCCCUUUGCCGGCGACGAGCAUCCUCCAGCCUAUUUCAGUUGUUUUCCAUGUAACUGCAAAUGGUGUCGGCCUGCUAGAUCCUGGCGCUGAAAGUAACUGUGUAGAGAAGGGUGCCAAGGUGGAGCUCCCAUUUUGGCUUGCGCAUGGGCUGCUGUCUUUGGAACAAGCAAUGUCAAUAAAUCCGCCUCCAUGCUUCACACAGAAAACUCGAAAAGAGAUCCAAGCUGAUGCGGCCUGUGUGGACUUGAGGGUUCGUUGCCCCUACUUUUAUGAGCUAGGGUGCAAGAUUGUUCCUUUGGUGAGUGACAAGAGCAUUGGCCUGUUCUUGCGCUAUGCAUUCACCAGUCGGUACAAAGAGGUUCUAAGCAAGUCUCACAGUUCUUCCAUGAUGACAGUGCCCAAGUUCGUCCCACGCCUUACCAAAGAAGAAGCUUGUGUAUUUGAAUCUGCUAGGGAAUCUAUGGCUGCUUUCAAGAAAUGGCGUGCUGGUGGUGUGAGGUUACGAAAGGCUUCCAUCCUUGGCAGGAAGAGGAAGACGAAGCUGCCUGAUGGAACUUGUACUCCUUGAAACUGCAGGUUUAUGGUCUCCAGGGAAUGGAAUGCUUGAGCAGUCUACCUUAUAUGUUCAUGUAUGUUCGCAGAUUUGAGCUGUUAGAAUGAGAAGCAUUGCAACAAUUUAAUACUUAUCCUAUCACACAUCUUUCUUGUAUUCUGGUGCACCUACGAAGUGCAUCUCUUUAGACAGGCAGGACAGGUGACUGCAGCUCUGAUAAAAGGAAAAAUAGUCAGUCUAAUUACUCAGUUGUAGAUACUUCUUGAAUAGUUGCUCCAGAGCCAGGGUUGGCCUCUCUUCAUGGAACUGGCAUUUUGUCUUCCUUUCCAGCUACAGUAACUAGAAGGGGGGGGAGGGGGGGGGGGGGGCUUUUCUGAUGAGUUGAGGAUUAGAUCAAUCUGAACUUUCAUUUUUUCCAUGCGCAGUAAUCGUUGGUUUUGUCCAAUUCCUUCAAUCAUCACUGUUUUGUUCUGCAAUACCAUUCCAUUUUUAUCUAUUUUCUUCUUCCAUUGAUGUGCUUUUCUAUUGGAGUCAUUAAUUCCUAUUCAAUCUUUUCCAUACUACAGGUACUGGUCUCAAUGGGAAAGAGCCUUAAUUUGUUCAUGCUUAGUUAGAAAACUGAAUGCUGCUACAUCGCCAUGUCCUUUUGGAAUUUCAGGAUUUCGUUUGGAGGGAGCAAAUCUGUAGGAGUCUUCACUAUCUAGCAGGCUUUGCAGUUUCAACUUUUAGUAUGAAUGGAGACAGUUUGGAUAAGUUUGAUAUGUUUAAAGUGAAGGAGACCGGGAUGAAAAAUGAGUCAAUAAUGAUACGGCAACUUGUUUAAAGAAACAGUCAAGUGUUGCUGCUGGGUGAGUUACGAGCUCUGGAGCAUGGUUGAUUUUAAGCUUUGCAUACAUGAUACCUUUGCAAAAUACAUCAAGUGUUGCUGCAGGAUGAGGGUUACGAGCUCUGGAGCAUGGUUGAUUUUAAGCUAGUGCACUAUGUAUUGUACCUGCUAUGGCUCUAUGCCUGCGAGCUUGUAUGAUGCAUGGUAGCUGAUUGGUAGCUGAUGUGACUUUUAGUUGUGGUUGUCUUUGUUAUAUUGGACAGUAUGUUCUUGCAUUGAUGCCCAUGCAUAUGCCUGUAUCAUUCAUGCCUGGGAACUAUGAUUAUUGGUUAAUCAAAUAUAUGUUUUUUCCCAAAGAAAA
Panicum virgatum (switchgrass) is the source of this 1859-nucleotide messenger RNA. Its product is annotated as DNA replication complex GINS protein PSF3-like. NCBI's taxonomy places the organism in Eukaryota, Viridiplantae, Streptophyta, Magnoliopsida, Poales, Poaceae. Gene Ontology annotation, biological process: mitotic DNA replication initiation. Bases 289 to 687 code for a protein of 132 amino acids. Gene Ontology annotation, cellular component: GINS complex. The transcript has 7 exons. The record is from RefSeq and is a predicted model, not a curated record.